Molecule: messenger RNA, 1308 nt
Organism: Cantharellus anzutake
Lineage: Eukaryota; Fungi; Basidiomycota; Agaricomycetes; Cantharellales; Hydnaceae
Exons: 3
Coding region: 308-1027 (239 amino acids)
Source: RefSeq, a predicted model, not a curated record
UGAACCUAGAGGAGGGAAAGCAUGCUGUACCGCUAGCCCUAGACCAAGACACGAGACGCUGAUAGUGGCAGCUGCGUGCGGUGUUGGGGGCUAGAGCAUCUAGCAUAGCUCGCCACGUGCGCGUUGCACGAAAGCUUUUCAUUAGCGCCGGUGUAGUCCAGAAGUCGAUCCUUGCACUGGCAAACGCCUCUUGAAUGCAGGCCAAACCUCUAGGUCUCCUUAUCAAGGCGAUCAGGGGAAUGUGCGAUAAAGCCGGAUGUUUAAAUUGUGACUGUACAUUUCUCCCCAGCGACCCACCUUGGAAGAGAUGAAUGGGAGCCGCGCGCGGGAAAAUUAUAUUAGGCAAUCACUACCUAAUUGGGUGUGGGGCGGCGGCCAGCUUCGAAAUUACCCUGUUAUAACAGUCAUUUGUCGCCAAGUCCCCGACUACCGCCUUACUCCCCCCAGCCAUAUGCCAUGUCACAGGCUACUCUGCCAAUCCAAUUCCGUCGCCGAGCUGUUCAAGCACUAUCGCCUGGAUGGUUGGGACGAAGCAGCAUACGAGCGCGAAUAUGAGAAGGAAUUGGCCCAGGAGUGUGGUACCUGCACGUUUGGGCAACCUGUGAACGAUGAUGGAGUCUCCUUCACCAGCGGAUCGCCCGAUUAUCUUCAUCCCGCACUCUGGACCCCAAUGUCAGGGUUCAGCUCGGUCGGAGUAGAUUUCAUCAGGGGUGAAGAGACACGCAGUCUUCACAAUUUUCAUAUCCUACCUUCCAUCCCCUCGAACACAAAUGCCGCUAGAGAAGGACUCCCGAGCGAUCGUUGUGGGCUGCCUCGAAGGGCUAGCGAUAUUGCUUUGUAUCCGAGUGCAACAAAUAAACCCAAAUUCCCCCCAUCCGCGCUAAAUAAUUUGUUACGGACCGAUUUCCACCCAAUCCCCAUAUCCCCCACUCCACUGCACUUACGCCCUAAGCAUUCCUUCACUGUUGAAAUCUGCAUGGGCGCAAAUGCACCCCUCCUCACUCUCCCUCUUUCCUGCUCCUCCUAGUAAUAGUUGUACCUAUUUUCACAGACAAUCCAUUCAGCUAGUCGGGCAACAGCCUCGCAUCUUCACAUCUCUGCCCCGGCAACCGCUGGCAAAAAUCCAGAUCGAGCCCUACCGAUCUGCAACAACGCUGUUGAUGAUGAUAUCUCUAACCUCUAGUCUCGUUGCUGUGGAUUUCGUCUAAGUUACGAUAGGCUUGAAUGUUUUCUUGGGGGUGCAAUGGAGUGCGCUCGUUGUGUGAACCUGGAACUUUGGAAGUUCGCAUGAUGUGACCCUCAUAGACU